Durusdinium trenchii is the source of this 2866-nucleotide messenger RNA. The record is from the annotation of a GenBank genome assembly. NCBI's taxonomy places the organism in Eukaryota, Dinophyceae, Suessiales, Symbiodiniaceae.
AAAAAGGGCUCCAAGCCGUCAGCAGCUCCCUUCCCGCCAUGAAGCCAUCGGUAGCGACCCUUCCAAGCCAGGCAGCUUCUACCUCCUCGGCCUCCACGCCCCUUGGGCGGCUGGCCAAGGGUGGCCCCAGCCUCUUCAGCGGUUCCGUCCGACCUGCUGCAGUGUCUGCGGCUGCGCUGUCGGCGGUUCUCCUCUCGGGGAGGGUGGCACGGGUGGCGCGAGUGGCGCGGCGUCCACGGGGGUUGAAGGCGCAGGCGGCUGCCGCCUCACUGAUUCUGGAUGAUGGCUGGGAUGACGAGCCAGAGGCCAAUGAACAGGUGCCUUUGAGCAAAAGGGCCCCGUUGCUGAUUGAUGGCCGCAUCAUCAUCCCGCCCAAGAGCUUUCGGGUCACCAGUCCGGCCACUGGGAGCUUGGUCGGUGUGGCGCCAGAUGCCUCAGCUGACAUGAUUGAGGCAGCGGUGACCGCAGCCCACCGAGCAGCGCCUGGCUGGGCCCAGCUGCGGCACACGGAGCGAGCCAGCGUGCUCAUGUCCUGCGCGGACACUCUGCGAUCCAACUUAGAAGCUUUGGCCACGCUGCAGACCAAUGAGAGUGGGCGCCCCAUCUCGGAGACCCGCAUCGAGGUCAUGGUGGCUGCGGCGACAUUCGAGAAUGCUGCCAGAUUCCUUGACAUCAAUCAGGAGAAAGUCAUCUCUGAGGACGAAGAGAAGAAGGUGGUCGUCCGGCGGACGCCUUUGGGUGUUGUGGCAGUCAUUGCGCCCUGGAAUGCACCCAUUGUUUUGGGUUGGAAGCCAACUGCCACCGCGCUGGCCUGCGGCAACGCAGUGGUGCUGAAGCCGGCGCCCCAGACACCCUUGACCACCUUGCGCAUUGGCGAGCUGCUGCGGCCCAUCCUCCCACGAGGUGUUUUGAACGUCGUGGUGGGCUCCGAUGCGGUGUCAUUGAGGCCGGGUGAGAUCCUCACGAAUCACGACUUGGUGCGGAAAGUGGUUUUUACUGGCUCCACGGCCAUUGGAAGUAAGGUGAUGGAAGCUUGUGCGAACAACUUCAAGCGUGUCCUCCUGGAAUUGGGAGGCAACGACCCGGCGAUUGUACGAGAGGACGCUGACAUUGAAAAAACGGCCGAAGGCCUCUUCAAGGGAGCGUUCUUCAACAAUGGACAAACUUGCUGCGCUGCCAAGCGUAUCUACGUCCAGGAAAAGAUCUACGACGCAUUUGUGGAGGCCUUCUGCAAACGUGCGCGGAUGGCAGUCCUGGGGAAUGGCCUCUCAGCCACUACGGAGUUGGGGCCUUUGGCGAGUGCAGUGCAGCUGAAACAUGUGACUGAGUUGGUUGAGGAUGCUCGCCGCAAGGGUGGCCGCGUUCUGUGUGGUGGGGGUGCUACAGCAGGGCCUCCAGGAGAUGUGAGCUCCAACACGGGACUCUUCUACCUCCCCACCAUCGUCGUGGACGUCGCGGAGGGCACCCGGAUCGUUGACGAGGAACAGUUUGGGCCUGUAGUGCCUGUGAUGCCCUACAAGGACGACGAGGAGGCGAUCCUUCGGGCAAACAGCACGAAGUACGGCCUGGGCGCCUCCAUUUGGAGCGAAAACUUGGAGAAGGCCAAUGAGAUUGCCAAUCGGUUGAAGGCGGGCACCGUUUGGGUGAACAAGCACUGCGAGUUCAUCCGCAACGCACCCUUCGGCGGCAUCGACUCCUCGGGCAUCGGACGCGCCGGAGACCUGGGCGAUCAGGACCUGAGCCAGUACACGGAGAUCCGGACCUUGUGCUUGGCGAAAGUCCCGCCCAAAUUGCCUCCAGCCAUUGCUAGCCUCAAGAGGUGUCCAGAAGUGCAUCUGGAAGAACGUGCAAGGUCCAUGUUGCAGCGGCUCUUCCGGCGGAUCCGACCUACAGAGUGGCACCAACUUGAACAGGGCGCUGAGGACCUCAGCUGUUGUCGGGAUUGAUCUUCACAGAGUUUUCAAUCUGGACAUGUUUCAAGUUUUCCAUACCAAAGAUAUCCAAAGAUAGAACCCUGCUUCGCUAGAAACCAUACCCAUUCAGUUCAGCAGGUGACCCCAUUCGAGUGAAGUGCGAUGCCCAAUGGAGCUUCCCGAAGCCCACAAAUCUCCAAAGACUAUGACUAGCUCAAUGUGCUACUAGCAGGAGUAAGGCGCCUGGCUACUAGUAGCGUUCUUGCUACUAGUAGCGAUGCACUUUGCUACUAGUUGUGUUCGUGCCCCGGCUUGGAAGCGGGAAGCUUUGCGGAAUCGACAGACUCCACUCUAUGGAAUUGCCUGAGCCAGUGUGGCUCAAACGCCAGAUUUCGGAUCCGUCACGGACAAGCCUCUCAUGAGCAAUUGCAGAGAACGCUAGAAAAAGUUGCCGCGGAUUUGUUGCCAACGCGGAGAUGGUUGCGUGACUCACAACAUGAUCAAACACAUAACGGGGAAGCUAUGGGUUAGACCGGCGACUUUAUCGUCAUUGUGAAAAAAGGCUGAUGAGGAUGGUGAAGUUGGAGAGGCCCAACGCACGGAGUUCAAGGUGAGCUAUGACAUGGAAUUCAGAAGAUUCCUGAUGAAUCCUGAUGGAUAGUUUGGUCUGCAAAAGAAAUGAGCGCCGAAGACCCAAAGCAAUCGUACAAACCCUGGGUAGCUCAUUGGAUUUGAAGCCGACUGGACGCGAUAGUUCGCUAGACUCCCGAUGCCAACGCGCGCCCAAAUGCUGCAGGCAACGCGAAGUAAAAGGAUUGCGACGUUUGAGACAAACGAACUUCAUAUGUGUUAACUUUAGGGUGGCUGGUUGGGGCUUGCGUUAACGGAAAUGCGGUUUUCCAUGAAGGGCAUAUUGAUCACGAAGCCCUGAUGAGGAGUGGUUCCACAUUCUG